Messenger RNA from Acyrthosiphon pisum (pea aphid), 1537 nucleotides. RefSeq lists its product as uncharacterized. NCBI's taxonomy places the organism in Eukaryota, Metazoa, Arthropoda, Insecta, Hemiptera, Aphididae. The transcript has 6 exons. The record is from RefSeq and is a predicted model, not a curated record. The coding region runs from base 652 to 1335 and encodes 227 amino acids. Gene Ontology annotation, cellular component: extracellular region. Gene Ontology annotation, molecular function: cytokine activity; growth factor activity.
AACAUAUUCAGCAACUAAACACGGGUCAGCUAGUACCUAGUAAUACCUAUUAAUAUCAUGUUUAUAGUCGUGUCAGUAUUAAUUUAUAAUAGGUACCUACACGGUAGUUCUCUGCGGACAUCGACCAAGGAAAUUAUAUUAACAGGCCUAGUUUGACGUGCGAUUGAAUUCCAGUCGAAAACAGUGGACGGAACGAUAAUCUCAGGACCUUCGAUGCAUUGGAAGAUGCCAAAUAAGACGGUCACCGCCGUUCUGUUUUUGCUGGUGUUGGCACCGUUAGCGACCGGCAGCGGCGGCGACGACAAGUCAUUGCACACACGGACCGCCUCCCGGUGCACCAAUAAAAUUGCUCGGACCACGAGCCGCGGAAUAUAGAGCAGAUCAAAGCGUCGAUACUGAACAAGCUAGGCAUGAAACAGCCACCGGACUUCGGUGGUCGGGUGUCCAAAGGUCUGCCACCGCUGCAAGAUAUCAUACGCAAGGACAAUAUCGACCACAGCGGCAGCGUGGUGGUGCUCCCGCACAUCCGACACAGGUCACACCACCUAGACGCGACUGACGACAGCACCUCUGAUCUGCAGAGCGACGAAGCGACGGCUUAUUCCAGGGGCUGAAUAGUGUGUCCCCUGAAAAUCAAAAUGUGUCCCCUGAAUGACAAAGACGAGCCAGCAACAGAUCACCAAAGCAAUCAUGUGGUUGUACAAGAGACGGCUAGACGUGGUAAUCGACGACCCGGUAGUCAUGAUCGAUGUAUAUAGAGUCGACCCAAACAACAUGCACUGGUUGAUCGUGCCCAGUAUAAAGCGCGUGGUCAACAUCACCGAACCGGGCUGGGUGCCUAUUGACCUACAGAGGAUCAGAAUGUCCGACUGGUUCAUGACCACUGACGAGGCAAAGGACUUGACACUAGUGGUGCACGCGUACUACGUAAACAAGAACAUCACGCACAUAAGGAUAUCCCGUACCUGGAGGUGCACACGGAAGACGACACAUGGUCGCGGCCCAAGCGCUUUGUUCAGGGCCAAGAUUACCAGGAAGCCAAUAUGUGCUGCCGGCACCCGCUGGAGAUGGACUUCGAGGACAUUGGCUGCAAUUGGGUCAUUGCGCCCAAGAGGUACAACGCGAACUACUGUUCUGGAGAGUGUUCGUUGGUGCCCAUGGAAAAUGGUUAUCGUAAUGGUUACCAAACAUUCGGGCAUCAGUUCGUGUUGCGCUCCUCGCAAGAUGAGUAACAUAUCCAUGUUGCACUUCGACGAAGAUUUUAACAUCAUCUAUUCUACGUUGCCGGGCAUGGUGUAUGACACGUGCUGGUGCAGUUUGAAACCAACAAUAUAACCGCCGCAGCGACCAUGCGUUAUUAAUAUUAUAUUUUUAACAAAUAAUAAUAAUAUAUUAAUAUGCAAAAAUAUGAAAAUGUUACUAUUAUUAUAAUUAUAUAUUUCAUCCCAGUUGCAUAUAGUAUUGCAUUGCAUACCUAUACUAUAUUAAUUAUUUAUGUAUAAUACUAUAAUAUAUAGAUAUAUUUUUAGUGUCAUAA